Alexandromys fortis (reed vole) is the source of this 2412-nucleotide messenger RNA. It is a transcript of the gene Or51t1, whose product is annotated as olfactory receptor family 51 subfamily T member 1. Gene Ontology annotation, cellular component: plasma membrane. Gene Ontology annotation, molecular function: G protein-coupled receptor activity; olfactory receptor activity. Gene Ontology annotation, biological process: G protein-coupled receptor signaling pathway. The record is from RefSeq and is a predicted model, not a curated record. Bases 1010 to 2017 code for a protein of 335 amino acids. The transcript has 2 exons. NCBI's taxonomy places the organism in Eukaryota, Metazoa, Chordata, Mammalia, Rodentia, Cricetidae.
UUAAAAGGAGCAAAAUCCAGGGAAAAUUAGUUAUUGUAAAGAUUAUUAAUUUAUUGCCAGCUACAGAAAGUUGAAUCUUAGUCAAAAUAAGACUUAAAUUGAAUGUGUUCUUGCAACUGGAAUCAGGAGAUCUAAAGAAUGAGUCAACUGAGAAUGAAGCAUUGAAACCUUACUUGAUGUGGAUAAAACAGUUUACGGAAGAGGGUGUCAAAGCUGAUUGAGUAAGCGCCAGAACCUUGCAAUAAGCUAUGCACUUAAAUUCCUGCUCUGUAAUGUGCUAGCUUUUACAUAAAAGUUACUCAAACCCUCUGUGGUCUUUAAUUCCCUCAGAUGUGACAAAAUGAAGAAUACCUCUUAACCCACUAGGUUGAUGACAAAUGCAUAUAACGAUGUAUAUAAAAGUAUAGUAUAGUUUCUGUACUCAUCAAAUAUUAAGUUGCUUAUACUUAUAAGCUUAGUAGAAAGCGGGCAUGAGUGGAGUAUUAUGGAUUCUCAGGAAGCGUUCCAGUAUUAGAGGAAGGACUGGGGAAUUGUUGGUGAGGCAUUAGAACUUGUUAGAUAAAAGGUGUAUUAGCAUCAUAGAAGAGAGGAAUUGCUUUUUCAACCAUGUCCUAAUUAAUCUCUGACAUUUAGGGUGCUUCUUUGGCUGAUAAUCUGUAGCCCAGAGCUGGGUGAAGAGAAAUAGAUUCAGUUAUCUGACACAGGCAGGCUGUUUCUGUAGACACUUAUUACAGUCAGCCUCCAGGGCUAGGCCUUUGCUCUCAGCUUUGACAGAUGGGGUUUGCUUGAGCCUGAAAGCUGUGUGUUAAGUUAUGCCCGAGUGCUUUGGGGGGAACAUUUCAUAUUGAUCUCAUCACUCUUGUUUUCAUCUAGUGUACUUCAGUAAUCACAAUUACUGCUGUCUGGUGACUCUAUGAGACUCCCUAUAUAGUCUCCUCCUUGGCAACUGGUUUAUCUCUGCUAUGUGAAGAGACUCAAGAGAUGUGACCAGAGUAUAUUUCAACUCACCAUGCUCAUCUUCAAUAACACUACCUCCUCCUCUUCCAGUUUUCUUCUUACUGCCUUUCCUGGACUGGAACUUGCUCAUGUCUGGAUCUCCAUUCCUGUUUGUGGUCUCUACACCAUUGCACUCUUGGGAAACAGUAUUAUCUUGUUUGCUAUCAUCAUUGAACGGAGUCUCCACAAGCCCAUGUACUAUUUUCUCUCCAUGCUCUCUGUUGUUGACCUGGGUCUGACCAUUACAACGCUUCCCACUGUCCUUGGCGUUCUUUGGUUUCAUGCCCGGAAGAUCAGCAUUAAAACUUGCCUCAUUCAAAUGUUCUUUGUGCAUAGCUUCUCAUUCCUGGAGUCGUCAGUGUUGGUGGCUAUGGCCUUUGACCGUUACCUAGCCAUCUGUAGCCCUCUGAAGUAUGCUACUUUCCUCACAGACACGAUGAGCUUGGUGAUUGGACUGAUCAUCUGUAUAAGACAAGUGUUUUUCAUGUUUCCCUCAAUUAUAGUUGUGAACAGUGUGUCCUUCCAGGGAGGCCAAGAGCUUUCCCACCCAUUUUGUUUCCAUCCAGAUGUGAUCAAAUUCACAUACACCAACCCCUGGAUCAGCAGUUUUUGGGGAAUGUUUCUUCAGCUCUACCUGAAUGGUACUGAUUUAUUGUUCAUUCUUUUCUCCUACAUCUUGAUCCUUCGUACUGUUCUGAGCAUUGUGGCCCCCAAAAAGCAACAGAAAGCUCUCAGCACAUGUGUCUGCCACAUCUGUGCUGUGACCAUUUUCUAUGUGCCAAUGAUCACACUGUCUUUGGCACACCGUCUCUUCAGUUCUACCCCCAGAGUGAUCUGUAGUGUUUUGGCCAAUAUGUAUCUACUCUUGCCUCCUGUGCUAAAUCCAAUCAUUUACAGCUUGAAGACCAAGGUUAUUCGACGGGCCAUAUACCGGCUACUCCGAAUCAAGAGUUCAAGGGACUACAGUGUAAGGAGCCUCAGAGAAAGGUGGGAAAGAAGGAGACAGUUUUCUAGUACAUGAACUAAGGUUAAAAGGGAAGAUGAUUGGUUAGUGUUAUCUCCAGGUAUUAUGAUUAGUAAGCAAAUCCCAACUGAGUUAAGGAGAAAGUCCAUAUAACCUUGAAUUUAUGAGAGUUUUAAAAAGCACAUUUCAAAGUCAAUUUGUGAGCAAAUGUGUAAAAUGAUGAUGUUUGAAACACUUAUAUGGACUCUCAUGUGCAGAAUGAUAUUUUCCUAACCUGUGAGGUGGCACCAUGAGUAGACACACCUGCUGUUAAAUCUGAAGACCUGGAUUUGAUCACCUGGAGAGGAGAGAACUGACUCCCGGAAAUUGCUCUCUUACCUGGGUCAAUACCAUGGCACAUAUGCAUGUAUGCUUGCGCGCGUGCGCGCGCACAUACACACACACACACACAC